CAGCAAAACAUACACAUUUCUGGACUGGACUACAAAUUGUGUUUUAUACUUGUUUUAGACUGUUCCUGCACCGUAUUGUGCUCAUGUAUUUAUUGUACUUUAUACAGAAAUAUUCUUAAUAUAUUCCUUGAGACACUGACUCUUUACAUUCAAUAAUCUGUAAGGAGACUAAAUAUCAUUCACACCUUAUAGGGUUAAUAUCAGCAGAACUGAAAGUGAAAAUAACUUGGGGCGGUUUCUACUUCCUCUGCACUCGGGCACUCAGCCUUUCCUCUUCUCCGGAGAUCUUGUAUUUCUACACGCUGUGUACGGCUUUCAGGGUUAUCAUCAGGAUUCUCCUCCCUCUGUACUGGACUUUACUCUUCUCCGGAGAUCUUGUAUUUCUACACGCUGUGUACGGCUUUCAGGGGAUUUUAUCAUCUUACGAGGCUCAGGAAUGGAUGAUAAAGCUUUCAGAGGCGAUGAUGAGACCCGGCAGUUCUACCAGCAGCUCCGUCAGUAUAAAGAUCACUUCCUGAGGAUGACGUAUGAAUAUUUCCAGGAUGAUCUGCUCCACAUUGUGGAGAACAUGAGUCUUCUACCACUUCUCCAUGAGCUACAGUCCCGAAAUCUCCCUGAUACUGAGAAAUACCGGAGUUUAGAACAUGAUAGAAGAAGAUUGGCGCAGACUUUACUACAGGAUAUAUCUCUCAGAGGAAGAGAAGCUGUGAUAGGACUGUGGGUCAGUCUGUAUGCAUUACGGCGACAUCAUGGAUCCCCCGGCCUGGACGCUGUACUGAAGGAACUCCGUCAUAGAGGUGACACUCUGGUGGAGCAAAUCCUGCUGGAUGAACAUGGACACCAACUGUCCCCACAACUCAAAGAAUUCCAGAUCCGGCACAAGAAACAUUUACAUGAAAGAACUGAGAAACUUCUAGAGAACAAACCUCCAAGAUGUGACCAGCGAGAGGAGAAUUUUCCAUUCUGUACACGUUAUGUCAACCUCAUCAUUGUCUCCACUGAUCACUUCAGAGAACGCACGGAGAAUGAGCUCAUAGAGACCGGGGUAAAACAUGAGGAAUACUUAAAGCUAAAACAAAAGGAAUUACUACGCAUUUCCCCCAACAAACUGUUCCGCUGGUGCCACCGAUUCGAAGUGCCACGUAUGGUAAUGGUGAGCGGAGUGCCUGGUGUAGGGAAGACCACACUGAUGCAGAAAGUUGUCUAUGACUGGGUGAGGGGGGAUCUCUAUCAAAGAUUCUCCUUUGUCUUUUUCUUCAAAUUCCGAGAACUCAACAGACUGGAUAAAGUUAGUCUGGAGGACAUGAUCCUUCAUCAGUACCCAUAUCUGUGGGAGCAGCUUAGUAACAUCUUACAGGAACCAGAAAAACUUCUCUUUAUAUUUGAUGGUUUAGAUGAAAGUCUUCAUAACAUGGAUUUCACAUCACGUCACUUGUGCUCUAAUCCUAAACAGCCCGAACCUUGUGGUCAGAUUGUGGUUAGUUUGGUGAGAACGUCUCUUCUUAAUGGUUGUUCUGUCCUAAUGACCAGUCGCCCAACCAGACUGGCAUCAAUUGAUUGUAGAGUUUUCCAGAGAAUAGUUGAAAUUAUUGGGUUUUUACCAGAAGAACGACGGAUGUACUUUCAAAACUUCUUCACCGACCCUGAACUGGCGGAAAAGGCUUUUAAAUAUGUGAAGCAGAAUGACAUCCUAUAUACGUUCUGUUACCUCCCGUCCUACUGCUGGAUCAUCUGUACAGUAUUAUCCAAGAGCUUCCAGCCAACAAGUAGUGAUCAGCCGGUGUCAUUAUUGCCCAAAACCAUCACCCAGCUGUUUGCGAUAUUUGUCGCCAACAUCCUGUCCAAUCACUGCCUGGACAAAAGUGACGCUCAGAAGAUCCUGCAGUCCAUCGGAUGGAUGGCAGAACAUGGAGUCAUGAAUCACAGGCUUAUCUUUGAUGAACGAGAUCUGGACUGCUUCCAUGUGGACAAUAUGUCAAAGCUAUUAUCAAGUUUUCUGAUGGAAUCGGAGAAACCUGUGUCCUAUUCCUUCUUGCAUCUCACUGUUCAGGAAUUCUUCUCUGCCUUGGUGCAUUAUGUGGAUUAUUCUCCUGAGAAGUUACAGAAAUCACUAAAAGAUGCCAAAUCCUAUCCUGAUGGACGAGGUGAGAUGUUCCUUCGUUUCCUGUGUGGUCUAUCAGACGGCUCCACCAGGUCAAUGCUAACUGGAUACCUGGACAGACAAGCAACUCCGACAUCUAUAGAUGUCAUCACUUGGCUAAAGGAGUUCAAUCUAGAAGAACAGUGGAUGUUGGAUAACAAACGACAUCUUCUCAGUACAUUUUUCUAUCUGUAUGAAUCCCGGAAUAAGGCUCUGGUGCUGGAAUCACUACAAUCACACAGAAGUCUUGACUUUUCUCAUGUUCGUAUGUCGGUUCUAGACUGCACAGUGUUGGCAUUUAUUCUGGACACCUGCACAAAUAUAGAAAAACUCAGUCUAUAUGGAUGUUCCUUAGACAAUGAAGGAUUAGAAAGACUUGCUCCAGGAUUACAUAACCUGCAGACUCUGAGAUUGGGUAAUAAUCGUCUACCAGACACUUCCUGCAUCCAGUUGGCAUCUGGAAUAAGGAAUAACCCGUCCCUGAAGAUACUUGACCUGUCUAGUAACCGUCUGUCUGGUCCUCACUUCAGUGACUUGAUGGAGGCUCUGUCCAGUCCGGCCUGCAGGAUAGAGGAAUUACGUUUGGUUGGUAAUCGUCUACCAGACACUUUCUGCAUCCAGUUGGCAUCUGGAAUAAGGAAUAACCCAUCCCUGAAGAUACUUGACCUGUCGCAUAACCGUCUGUCUGGUCCUCACUUCAGUGACUUGAUGGAGGCUCUGUCCAGUCCGGCCUGCAGGAUAGAGACAUUAAAAUUGGGUUAUAAUGAACUACCAGACACUUCCUGCAUCCAGUUGGCAUCUGUAAUAAGGAAUAACCCGUCCCUGAAGAUACUUGACCUGUAUAAUAACCGUCUGUCUGGUCCUCACUUCAGUGACUUGAUGGAGGCUCUGUCCAGUCCGGCCUGCAGGAUAGAGCUAUUACGUCUGAUGGGCAAUGGAUUAUCUGAAGAUGAGAAGGAAGCCCUAAGAAAACUGGAAAAGCAGAAACCAAAUAUGGAGAUAUAUUACUGAACAGAGAAGAAGCCGGAUUCAUCUCAGUGAUGAGCAGAU
This is a messenger RNA of Bufo bufo (common toad), 3190 nucleotides long. Its product is annotated as NACHT, LRR and PYD domains-containing protein 12-like. Gene Ontology annotation, cellular component: cytoplasm. Lineage: Eukaryota; Metazoa; Chordata; Amphibia; Anura; Bufonidae. Bases 437 to 3151 code for a protein of 904 amino acids. Gene Ontology annotation, molecular function: protein binding. The transcript has 11 exons. The record is from RefSeq and is a predicted model, not a curated record.